Molecule: messenger RNA, 956 nt
Organism: Helicoverpa zea (corn earworm)
Lineage: Eukaryota; Metazoa; Arthropoda; Insecta; Lepidoptera; Noctuidae
Product: protein PXR1-like
Exons: 2
Coding region: 123-482 (119 amino acids)
Source: RefSeq, a predicted model, not a curated record
CGGUUCAGGAACGGACAAAAUCAAUAAAUUAAUUUUAGAAGGCGUUGUCUCCGAGGGCGAUUCUGAUCAGCUCCCGACUUUUGGUGUCCAUUUGCUGUUAAUUUGCAGAAAACCACCGAAAAAUGUCCGAUAACGCGGAGAGUGUGGAGCAGUACGACGUGAUAGUGGAGCAGGGGGUCCUGGACGAGGGACAGAGAAAGAUAAAACAGAAAUACGCAGUAGCUCUGUGCGUGGCGGCCACCUACGUGCCGGAGACUCACAGCAUCCUCAUUGCUGCGGUCUGCAAGGACACCGAUAUCCCUAUCCCGCCGAAGGACAAGAAGGAGAAGAAGGAGAGGAAGGAGAAGGAUAAAGAUAAGAAGGAGAAGGAGAAGAAAGAAAAGGAGAGGAAGGAAAAGGAGAGGAAGGAAAAAGAGAGGAAGGAAAAGGAGAGGAAGGAGAAAAAGUCCUCAAAGAGAGGCAAGAAACACGGAUCGCCCUAAAUAAUGUCGAUGUGUGUGUGCGUGUGUGUAUGCUUAAACGUUGUCUCGCAGAGUACGCCUCUUCCAUGUCGUUAUAUUUCUUUGUUUACUAACACUUUGGCAAGCAAUUCAUAAUUAUUUCAGAUUGUAAUUAAUUCACCUUUCUGCUAUCAUUGCUAUCUAACACUAAAGUUGUUUCAUCUUUUCAAAGAAUGAUUGUACACAUUCUCGACUACGUCGUCAUUUGCUCAACUAACAAAAUUCAUGUCAAAAAUCGAAUUAAUUUGAACAUAUCAAGUACACAGCUUUUCUUAUUCUUAAGUAUAUUAGAAUUAAUUUUAAGUAUUAUCUCAACAACCUAACAGGGUGUAAAAUGGACUACUUACUUGUAUUUAUUAUACUUUAAGAUAACCUUGAUAUUUUUUUAGAAAAAAACUUUUUUGGUGUUUGUUAUCUAAUGUUUUCUAGUCGCCCUAGACCCUAAUUUUUUUAAUA